Stylonychia lemnae is the source of this 1581-nucleotide messenger RNA. The record is from the annotation of a GenBank genome assembly. Lineage: Eukaryota; Ciliophora; Spirotrichea; Sporadotrichida; Oxytrichidae.
AUGGUAGAGUCUUCAAAAUAAAAGAAAUAAUUUGAAACCUACAAGAAAGUUUAAACACUCGGAACCGGCUCAUUCGGAACUGCAUACCUAGUCGAAUGUCAAUCUAACAAUGAUAAGGCAGUAAUUAAACAGAUCGACAUCCAAGCUAUGUCUGAGGAUGAGAGAAAAGAGACUUUGAGAGAAGCUAAAAUCUUGGAGGUUCUUAACCAUCCAAACAUAGUAAGAUUUAGGGAAGUAUAUAAGACCAAAAAAGGAAAGCUGUGCAUCGUAAUGGAUUUUGCUGAUGGUGGAGACCUUUAGGGGAGGAUCAAAGAAAAACAUAAGAAGAGAUAGACCACAGGAACAUUGGAACACUUCCCUGAAGAUUUAGUACUGAGCUGGUUCACUCAAAUAUGCCUAGCCCUGAAACAUUGCCAUGAUAGAAAGAUUCUUCAUAGAGAUCUUAAGUCUCAAAACAUUUUCUUAACAAAAAGAAACAUAGUAAAGCUUGGAGAUUUUGGUAUUGCUAGAGUAUUAUCAAACACUAAAUCAAUAGCUAAAACUGUAGUAGGAACUCCCUAUUAUUUAUCCCCAGAGAUUAUUGAAAGCAGCCCAUACUCCUUCAAGUCUGAUGUUUGGUCACUAGGAGUCUUACUUUAUGAAAUGUGCGCUCUCUAACCUCCUUUCAACGCCUAAUCUCUUCAUUAACUCGCUCAAAGAAUAGUAGCUGGUAGGUUUGAUAAGUUGCCAAAGUAAUAUUCGAAUAACCUGAAUUAGCUAGUUUCAAGUCUUUUGGUCAAAGAGCCUGCUAGAAGACCAUCUAUUAAUCAAAUUCUGAAGCUACCAUUUAUCAAGAGUAGAAUCAACCAGUUCUUGGACGAUUAGGACUUUAAGGAUGAGUUUUCGCAUACUCUUUUACAUAAUCAUGAUGUCUUUAAAGCAUUCUAGAGAAAACUUGAAGAAGAUAAAGUUAAAAAGGAGAGAGAGGAAUAAGAGAAAAAGUAAUUGGAGGAGAAACAAAGACAACAAGAGAUGCAAAACUAGAUUUUGGCCAAUGUUAGAAGACAAUAGGAAGAAGAAGAAGCUAGAAAAAAGAUGGAGUAACUUUAUAUCAAUCAAUAUAGAGCUCCAGAUGCCUAUUACAAGGAGUAUAAGGACUAAGAUUUCUUCAAUUACCAGUAUAUGAAUUAUGUGAACUAGCUCAAUCAAGACAUGCUCCAGGAUGACAAUUAUGAUCCCCCUUAUUAGCUCCCACUAGAAAAGGGUAGUCAUGCAUCACAAUCUUCUGCAAACGAAGAUAGAGAGGAUGAAGAAGCAUCGAAAGAUUAAGUAUAGGAUGUUCCUAUAUAAGAAGCUAUUAAUCUAUACACCUGCGAUUUCACAUAAUUCGUAGAACACAUGAGCUAGCAAUAUGGAGAGUAGCAGUUCAAUGAAGGCUUUGCUAUUAUCUCAAGGUACAAGGAAUUGAUUUACAGUGAAGAAGGAGAAGAGCAAUUAGUCAAAAAGCUCAAGCAUCUAUUCGCUAGUGAAGAAUUAAUUAGAGGAUUCCUUAAUUUCUGCACCUCAUUCAUCAUAGUCUAGAAUUACAGCCAAAAUAUUUGA